ACGUGUCCCACAUGCCACCUUACGUGCACACGACACCGCACGCAAUCAACGAAGCCCGAUGCAGGAACAAGUGACAGUCGAAAGUCAACAAGCAACCGAAAACGAUGCAUUGAGCCACAUUCGAUGCCCUCACGAUCUCACGAAGCUCAUGAAAUGAAGUGUACACUCUGACCAUCACGAAGUUUCAAAGAUGGAUGACCUCUCGGGAUUAAACUGGUCGUCGUCGACCAACUCGACGAACAACAAGCCGCCGCCGAUGAACCCCUCGGGUGCCAACUACUUCGGCUCCAUGCGACCGGCCAACUCGACGCCAUCACCGUUCCCCUCCGGUCGCAACACGCCUCUGUCUGCACAGGGAUCUGGAGCUGUGGCUGCGAAGCCUCCGCCCGCGAAGCCACCCGCUGACAGUUUCAGCAACCUGAUGAACUUUGGUAGUGCCGGGCCUGCCAAACCGACGUCGAAACUCACCUUGCUAGAACAGCAACAGAAGCUCGAAGCGGAGAAGAAAAAGAAGGAAGAAGAGAGACGGAGACAAGCGCAGGCGCAAUUUGGUGGUGGUUUUUUGGAUACACUUGGAUCAGGCUCCGUGUCGAGGACGACGUCCCCUGGUAUACUGUCCCCUGGCUCUUCUACGGGCAAGAAGGCCAGUGACGAUGACGACCUCUUUGCGGCGUUCAACUCUGAGACCAAGGUCGACAAUGCCAGCCACUAUCCUCCGCCUCCUCAGAAGAGCGCCUCGCCUGCGAUUGCCCCAGGGUUGGACCUCAGCAACCCAAGCGCAUGGAGUCAGGCACCUCCCCCUGCCAAUGGCGGCUUUGGAGACGACGACGAUCCGUUUGGUCUGAAUCAGCUAAAGCCCAAACCUGUGUCUCCCGCGUCCCAGCCGACGAACGACGACGACGACGACGACUUCCUCGGCGACCUAGCCCGCCCGGUUGAAGAGGUUCGGCGCAAGCAACCCACCCCGCAGCCCAAGGGGCCUGAACCCGGAAAGCCGAUUGAGGCAUCCGAUUCCAGCUCAGAUGAUGAACAGCAGCCAGCUCCCAGGGGCGAAAUGGCCGAAUUUGACAAUGCCGUCGCGCAGCUCGUCGAUUAUGGCUUCACCCCUGAAAACGCUCGGAGGGGUUUGACAGAGAGUGGUGCGGGGUUGAAUGUGCAAGCAGCGGCCAACUGGCUUUUGGACGAUGCGCACCGACAAGCCAAGGCAAAGGCCCAAGGAAAGGACCCGGUGGCCGCUUCAAGAAGGGGCCGGGAGGAUAGUGGCAGACACGACAGUCAGAGGCGGGCCGAUACCAGGUCUCCUGCCGGUGAAGCUGACUUUUCAAAGACUGCUGCGGCUAUGGGAAAUAGCAUUUUCAAGACAGCCAACUCUCUGUGGAAGACUAGCAAGAAGCAGGUCGCGGCCGCAGUGGCAGACUUUAAUCAACCUGAGGGAGACCCCAGCCAGCCAAAAUGGAUGCGUUCAGCAGCACAGGCAGAUCGUGCUCAGCCUGAGAGGCGGGUGGCCGAGGCUACAAACGAGGCCAUGAUGCUAGAGUCUGGCGGUCGACCACAAAGGAAAACCGGGCAAUCAUCGCAGUCGCCGAGACCAGAGGCGCCUCGUCGGACAGCAUCCCCUAGAGACCAAUCUCCUGCGGUGUCGGCCCCGUCAAGCGGGAGAGGCACCCCGGUCCCGAGAUGGCAACAACAAAGCGGUCCAGCAAUGCCGGAUUCAAGAACUCGUGCAAGCAAGCUGGCCAUGGCAGACGACAGCGCGGCCUCGUAUGUCAGCCCUGCUAGGAGGAAGAAGGCUACACCUCAACCAGAAGCGCCUCCACCUCAGCAGGAGGAGCCGGAUCUGCUUUUUGGUUCCCAAGCACUCAAACCCUCGCAAUCUCUCCCUCAGCGCCCGGCUCAGUCAUCGCAGCCAUCACGACCCGCACAGCCCGCUCAAGCUGCACGGCCUGCCAGACCCCCUUCUCCCAAGCCUGCCCCUCGACCGGCUCGUCAAGUCCCACCAAUCACACCUGCGGCGAUACAACAGUCGACGAAACAUCGUCUCGAUGGAACUGCCCAUUUCAAGCGCGGAGAUUACGGCGCAGCCCAUUCAUCUUACACGUCAUCCCUGUCGGCUGUACCAUCUUCGCAUCCCCUCGCGAUUGUCAUUCUUACAAACCGGGCACUGACAUCGUUGAAGAACGGUGAGCCCAAGCGGGCGGUUGAGGAUGCCGAUGCCGCACUGAAGAUUAUUGGUCCUGCUGGUGGCCAAGGCGAGCAAGUGUCUGUUGUAGGUGACACCGGCGGUCAAGAAAGCCGUGACAUGCGAGACCUGUACGGCAAGGCAUUGAGCCGCAAGGCCGAGGCCCUCGAGCAAAUGGAGCGAUGGGGUGAUGCCCACGCCGUCUGGUCAACCUGCGUGAAGAACGGCGUCGGCGGCCCCACCGCCAUCUCUGGCCGGCAACGAUGCCAGUCGGCCCUGGCUCCGAAGCCCAAGCCCAAGCCUCGACCCGCCGCCGCUGCUCCUGCUCGGUCUCGCCCUGUCGCGGCUUCUGCCAAGAACAUGGAGGCCGUCGAGCGCUUGCGGAAGCAGAACCAGGCAGCGGCGCAAGAAGACGACGAAAAGUUUGCGCUGUCGGAGAAGGUUGACGCCAAAAUCGCAGCGUGGAGGGACGGCAAACGGGAUAACCUGCGCGCUCUGAUUGGUAGUUUGGACUCGGUGCUCUGGGAAAACAGCGGGUGGAAGAAGGUUGGGCUGCACGAGCUUGUUAUGGCCAACAAGGUGAAGAUUCACUACAUGAAGGCCAUUGCCAAGUGCCAUCCCGACAAGCUUCCCCAAGACGCUAGCACGGAAGUGAGGCUUAUUGCCGCUACAGUCUUUGCGACUUUGAAUGAGAGUUGGGAUAAGUUCAAGUCCGAGAAUGGAUUGUAAUUACGGGGCGGCAUGAUUGAGGGGUUUUAGACGCGUGAGUGACGGAUUCGGAACUACGAGGACGAGCAUGAAGGCAUUCGUACCGAACGUAAGCAAGCAUUUAUGAUGGAAGUGAAUAUUUG
This is a messenger RNA of Colletotrichum godetiae, 3030 nucleotides long. RefSeq lists its product as uncharacterized. Gene Ontology annotation, biological process: clathrin-dependent endocytosis; clathrin coat disassembly. Gene Ontology annotation, cellular component: cytoplasm; vesicle; intracellular membrane-bounded organelle. Gene Ontology annotation, molecular function: clathrin binding. The coding region runs from base 191 to 2908 and encodes 905 amino acids. Lineage: Eukaryota; Fungi; Ascomycota; Sordariomycetes; Glomerellales; Glomerellaceae. The transcript is spliced from 2 exons. The record is from RefSeq and is a predicted model, not a curated record.